Messenger RNA from Micropterus dolomieu (smallmouth bass), 1972 nucleotides. It is a transcript of the gene pdap1a, whose product is annotated as pdgfa associated protein 1a. Bases 177 to 647 code for a protein of 156 amino acids. The record is from RefSeq and is a predicted model, not a curated record. Gene Ontology annotation, cellular component: cytosol. NCBI's taxonomy places the organism in Eukaryota, Metazoa, Chordata, Actinopteri, Centrarchiformes, Centrarchidae. The transcript has 6 exons. Gene Ontology annotation, molecular function: RNA binding.
CUGCGCAGGGGCAGUAAAUGCCGCUUUUCGACGUUCGUGCCUCCGACAGCGGCAGAGACAAAGUAGUUUCUAGCCCUUUCUUCUAGCGCUUUAAACCGCCGGCUUUGCUUUUACAACUGUCAGAAUAUUCAGCCAGAUUGUCGCGGGUAUCAUCUGUAUUAACUUCACUUUUAGUAAUGCCUCGGGGCGGGAAAAAGGGCCACAAGGGCAGAGGGAAGCAAUUCAGCAACCCAGAGGAGAUUGACCGACAGAUGAAAGCACAGAGAGAGUUGGAGGAAAAGGGUGGGGUAGAAAAAGAGAGCUCUUCAGAGUCUGAGAGCAGCAGUGAUGAUGAAUCUGAGUCCAGGAAGAGGAGUGGAGUGGAGGGGCUUAUAGAGAUUGAGAAUCCCAACCGUGUGUCUCAGAAGAGCAAGAAGGUGACUGAGGUAGACGUCACUGCUCCCAGAGAGCUGACUCGCAGAGAGAGAGAGGAGAUAGAGAAGCAGAAAUCAAAAGAACGCUACAUGAAGCUCCAUCUUGAGGGGAAGACUGACCAGGCCAAAGCCGACCUAGCCAGACUGGCCAUCAUCAAGAAACAGAGGGAGGACGCUGCCAAGAAGAGGGACGAACUCAGGAAAGAAGCUGAAGAAGCCAAAGCAAAGCGCUAGUCCAUCUGAAAACCUCAAUAUGCACUUCAGUCUCAGAGGGAUGGAGAGAGAAGGAGAUCUGGAGGAGGAGGAGGAAGGAGAGGGGACCAAUUCAAGUGGCAUCAGAUCCGGGGUGCUCCUGAACUCCCGUCCCUCAUUUCAAAUCAGAGGGACGUGGUUCUUCAAGUGUGGUCAGGACAGGGGAAACGGGUGGAGCAAAGCGAGAUGAAGAGGAAUGCAGCAUUUGGGAUGCCUCUAGUUUUCUUUAAAAUUAAGAGGAGACAGUCGCAGGUUUUCCAAGUGCUUCACUGCUUCUUUACUCUUCCCCACCCACCAUUGUUUUAAUUCUAAAGCUGCUGAAGUUAUUUCCAUUCCUUUUGAUUUAUCCUUACAAGCUUACCUAAUGCAAGUUUACUUAAUGACUGAACAGAUGUUACAGUGAGCGGGCAUGAGGAUUUUUUUGGUGCUUCACUUUUCCUUCCAUCUCGCCUGUUUUGUACAGUAAGAACGCAAAUCAGUGACAGAUGGAGAAAAGAACACUAUUCAGAGGAUAAACUGAUAAAUAGGAAUUAUACAAUGUAGGUAAUAUUGUGGAUAUGUAUGCACAAGACAUUGGUAUAAUUUUGAUUUGAAAUGUUCUUUCUUCCCACCAUCCAAACCUGACUCAAAUAUUCUCCUUUUUCCACCAACUUUUCUUUUUUUGGUCCCAGUGUUGGUUUUGCCUUGUUUUGAGCCCCUUUUUUUUCAAUUUAGUUGGAAGAAGUAGUUACCCUACCACAACACAAGUAGAAAUUUAGUUUCGGUUGCUUUUUCAUGGAUCUUUUGCCCCAAUUAACACUGUUCUCGCUUGAAUCAUCUUAUUGCUGUCAGUUCAAACAUGUUUCGAAAUGUGUUUUGUUCUCUUUUGCUCAAAACACAAGGAAUAUUACUUGAAUUGCCUAUAAUAAGCAUUUUUAAGUUGUUAAAUAUCAGUGCUGGAAGGCAUUGUCUCAAAUUGCCUCAGUAACUGUGGCCUUGCCCUGUUUCUGAUGGGAUCCUCUGUGGUUCAGUAGGAAGGAUUGUGUCUUUUGUUGCCUUUUCAAAGUUUACACAAGACCAGUUCACUGUCUUUCUCCUGUUAUUAAAGUGCUACAAAGAACCUAUGCGGAGUUAGUUUAUUAGAUACGCUUACACAGGUGUACACAAAAGUCAGUACUCGGUAUGUGGUGGAUUUGGAAAUGCCUCGAUCAGGAAAACAGUCCCUCAAGUAUGGAGGUACCAAAAAAAAAGUAAGAGUAAAAAUUUAUUCAUGUUUUCCAUCAUGUAUUUGAAGUCAUUUUAAAAAAAUAAAUUCAUUAAUAAAUCAA